GAGAUGCGGCAAGGCAACUGCCGCGGCGGCCGCUCCGCCUCCCUCUAUCUUCUCUCUCUCUCCGUCUCUCGGCCUUCCUUUCCUAGCGGCGACGACGGGGCUAGCGGCGCCAACCUUGGCCAGUUCUCCGUCGGGCUCUUCCCCGGCGCGAGCAUUCGACAGUUGGAGGUGCCGAUGAACUCUGCGCAAUCCGGUGCUCACUUCCCGGUGCAGCAUCGGUCCGUCUCGUUAGAAAUCAAGGGAACUAAGACAGACAUUGUUAUCAGUACAUAUGAAGAUACCUUUCUGGUGAUUGUGACACAAAUUGGCUGCAUGGGAACCAUACUAGCUGCCAAUAAAGAUGAAAGUGUUUUCUCAGACCCAACCUACAAUGUGUCUGUUCUUUUUGGGAAGAGAGAUGAGCCACUCCUACUAGCUUGUGCACGCCAACUUAUUGAGCACAUAAGUGGCAGUGGCUCAGCCCGGUCGUUGGUGAUCUCUCUAGGUCUGAAAGAUCAUUCUCAGGGAACAUUGAAAGAUAUAAUUGCAGCUGUGAUUGAGAAUCGUCUUUGGUGAUGGUUUUGAUUAGUUGAGCGUUGGGACGGGCAUAUUGAGCCCAUCGACAGAAGAUGCUGACAUGAACAUAAAACAGAUGAACCCUCGUUUUAUCAUGUACGUAAUUCUAGAACUUCUGUAGUUAGAAUUUGUUUCUACUUUAACAAAGAGGUGAUUUUAAGCUGUUCCGUGAUCUAUGUUGUCCUACCAUGGGCGAGGUGGUUGGUUGAGGCUUCCGAUUUGUGUUCCUGCAUGGUUGUAAUCUCCUAUUGCCAAGAUUUGAGUCUCAAGCUAAACAUAAUUACUUUUGGGGGAACA
Panicum hallii is the source of this 852-nucleotide messenger RNA. RefSeq names its product proteasome assembly chaperone 3-like. The coding region runs from base 4 to 555 and encodes 183 amino acids. Lineage: Eukaryota; Viridiplantae; Streptophyta; Magnoliopsida; Poales; Poaceae. Gene Ontology annotation, biological process: proteasome assembly. The transcript is spliced from 8 exons. The record is from RefSeq and is a predicted model, not a curated record.